CUCAAAUCAUCAGCACUGAUGAUACUGAGAUCAUAUAUAUGAAAUUUUAACGAUCUGCUUUCAACAAAAAUAUUGAACCGGAUAGACCCCUUUUCUCAUUUCUGGAUCAAACUUCUUAUGAGGAGAUGGACACAGCAAUGAAAAUCAUUCUUUUCAGUAUUAUAUUACAAGGUGUUUGGUGUAAGUGGUUCAACAUCAGUCUCCCAGAGAAGAUUGAAGCUCUGAAUGGAUGUAGUGUGAUUAUUAAGUGUGCAUUUGAGAUUGAAGAAAAAUAUGACCAAGACCUCUCUGAGACUGCAACAGGAGUGUGGCAUAAAAAUGACACUAGUCUGACAGAGCAUGUAGUGUUUAACUCCAGCAGCAAUAAUCACUCAAUUAAAGCGACUAUAACUGGAAAAUUAAAAGCCAAGGACUGCACCACUGUCUUUUAUAAUGUAGAUUCAAGUCACAUUGGCAAAUAUUUCUUCAGGCUUGAGGGUAAUGGUGGACUGAAAUGGACCUACACAAAAACCUCAGUUUCAGUAGAUGUUAUCAACUCUCCUCAUAACCCCACAGUGAAGUUGUAUGUGGAUGAGAAGGAGGUGCAGAGUCAGCAGGAGGUGUUGGAGGGGAGCUCUGUGUGUCUGUCCUGCUCUGCUGAGACUCUCUGUUCCUCUCCUCCAGCAACUCUCACAUGGAGCUCCUCUUCCAGACUUCCCUUCAGUCUACAGGAGAAGCAGAAUCAAAAUAAACUCAUCUCUCAUCUCAAUUUCACUGCUACUCCCCUUCAACACACAGCCACUUUCACCUGCACUGUCACCUACCAGCUACAGGACAACAACAAAUCAGCACACAGCAACCUCACAUUACAUGUUACAUAUGCCCCUAAAAUCUCUAUCUCGUCCAGCUGUAACAGAACUGAUGUAACCGUGUGUUUGUGUGAGGUUGAUGGAAAUCCCUCUCCUAAACUGGAGUGGCAUCUGUCUGGACGUCCUGUCACUAACUCUACAAUCAUGUCCAUCAGUGAAGAGCGAUUGAGCAGCACAGUUUUGAGGAGCUUCAUCACUCUUCAUCACUCACUAACACACACAUCCACUGUGCAGUGUGUCACCACAAACACUCAUGGCAAUGACAAACAUCUGUUCCAAUGGCUUCUCUAUGCUCAAGAGUCAACAGAAUGUCAACAGGCUUCAGUUCCACUCCUGAUCCUUUUAACACUGAUUCUCCUCCUGUAUGCUCUGACUGUUGGACUUGGCCUCUACAAAAUUAGACAAUUGUCCACCAAGAUAAAGGCACAGAAUGAGGCUGGCACUUAUGCGUCUCUUCAGCUCUCUGCUCCAAGCUCUGAUUAUGAGACUUUGAAUGUCAAUAAAGUUGACAAAUGAUAAAAAAUACAUGUUUCACAAGUUCACUGGUUUGUACAGUUCAUAGAGCAUACAGUAAAUAGAUUUGGCAUGCAGUUUAUAACGGAUGGUCUCGGGCUCUAAGAUCUCCCUGGACUGUCUGAUUAAAGAAAUAAAGAAAUAUAUUACUGCAUUCAUUGUAUUAUUAAAUCUAUUAUGACUUCUGUGCCAUGUGCUGGCCUGUCUGAUAAUAAGCUAUUUAAACAGUUUCUUUGUUUAUUCUUUUGAUGUAGGAACACAUUUUUAAAUAUGUUUGUCUUUUUUUUAACUAAUCUUUUGAUUUUGAAUAUUUUAUUAAUGGAUGCAUGUUGAAACA
Xyrauchen texanus (razorback sucker) is the source of this 1698-nucleotide messenger RNA. RefSeq names its product Schwann cell myelin protein-like. The transcript is spliced from 8 exons. Lineage: Eukaryota; Metazoa; Chordata; Actinopteri; Cypriniformes; Catostomidae. The record is from RefSeq and is a predicted model, not a curated record. Bases 126 to 1364 code for a protein of 412 amino acids.